Molecule: messenger RNA, 2199 nt
Organism: Oryza brachyantha (malo sina)
Lineage: Eukaryota; Viridiplantae; Streptophyta; Magnoliopsida; Poales; Poaceae
Product: putative disease resistance protein At3g14460
Exons: 3
Coding region: 1-2199 (732 amino acids)
Source: RefSeq, a predicted model, not a curated record
AUGGGCUUCAACUGCUUGCAGGUUGUGUCAGCUGACAAAGAUGAGCUUGUGAUUGAGAAUCUAAAGAGCAUUGGCUUUGGAAUUUUAGAAAGAUGUGGUGGUUUGCCGGUAGCUAUUAAAGCAAUUGCAGGGAUUUUGAUCCACAAAGAAAUAAAUGAAAUUGAGUGGGGAAAAGUACUAACAAGUCCUUCAUGUUGCCCUAGUAGAAAUUCGAUAAUUCAGCUGUGGAUUAGUGAAGGUUUUGUCAAUGGUAAUUCAAAUGAACGAGAAGAGCUUGGAAAGGAGUAUUACAACGAGUUAAUGAUGAGGAAUCUUAUACAGAAGGGGCUGAGCACUGACUGGAUCAUGCAUGACGUGGUUCGCUCAUUUUGUCAGCAUGUGGCUAGUGAUGAAGCUCUGGCCUCUCAUGUGGGACGACUUAAAGACACCGAUCUUGAUUCAAAGAGAUACCGUUGGUUGUGCGUACAGAAUAUAUCAAAUUGCCGUAAUUUCCAAAAACAAGACUCAGUGAGAACAUUGCAUUUAUACGGAAGGGAUAAUGGCAAUUUGAAUCUGAGUGAUUUAUGCAGCACAUUCUCAAGCCUAAGGGUACUACAGGUAACAAAAGUGCAGCAUAUUAUUUCCAUUGAUUCUCUGUGCCAGUUGAAGAACUUGAGGUUCCUGAUAUUUGAUUACACUCAGAUAAGUAGGCUACCAGAUGACAUUGGCAAGAUGAAAUUCUUGGAGUACAUUGGGAUCUCAAACUGUGAAGAAAUAGAAGAACUUCCUGGUAGCAUUAUAAAACUAGAGCGGCUAAGAUGUGUUAACCUUUUCAGAACAAGCAUAAACAGUAUACCUAGGGGCUUUAGUGAGCUUACAAAUUUGAGGACAGUAUUCUCGUUUCCAGCUCAGAUGUGUAGCACUUCAUCAAAAGAAGAGUGGUGUAGUUUGCAGGAGCUGGGACCUCUUUCUGAUCUUUGGAGUCUCUCCCUGGUUGGUUUGGAGAAUGUAUCUUGUGGCUCUUUUGCUGCAAAGGCCAAGCUUGGUACCAAGAAGCAUCUAACCUUAUUGAAUUUAAAUUGCAAAGACAAUCAGCUGGGAGAUGAUGGAUUGUUGAGAGAGGAAGGAGACAUUUCUAUGGAUGAGCAGAGACGGAUUGAGGAGGUUUUUGAUGAGCUGUGCCCUCCACACUCGUUGGAAGUACUUACCAUCAGAGGAUAUUCUGGUCAACGGCUCCCAAGGUGGAUGGCAUGGAAAGCAGCUGCGAAGUUUGAUAAAUUGAGGAGUGUGUGGUUGGAAGGCCUGGCUUACUGCACCAAACUCCCUGAUGGCCUGCUUCACUUCCCCUGUUUGAAGUUCCUAACGAUCAAUAGUGCCCCAACCAUCAAGAGCAUUGAGCAACACCAUGGUAAUUACCACAACCAUUCUCAAGCAGCUGUUCCGUUUCCCAAACUGGAGUUCCUAGAGUUUACAGGAAUGCUGGAAUGGGAGGAGUGGGUGUGGGAGGACACAAUGCAGGCCAUGCCUCUCUUGGAGAAGCUUGUACUAAGCAGAUGCAAAUUGCGAGAACUUCCUCUUGGCCUUGCCUCACAUGCAAAGUCUUUGAAAUUUCUCAAACUUUACAAGGUCCAGAACCUCAAGUCUUUAAAGAAUUUGUCAUCAGUUGUCGAUCUAGAUGUCCAAGACAACCCCAGCAUGGAGGGCAUCACAAGUAUGCCAAAACUCCGAAUUCUUAACAUUGUUUACUGCCCAAAACUAACGGUAUUGGAGGGCAUCCCUGCACUGCAAACCCUCUUUCUAACGGACUACAGCAUGAAAACACUCCCAGGAUACCUGCAAGAUGUAAAGCCAAGGAGUUUGGUGCUGGACUGUACUUUACCACUACUUAGUGACAUAUCAAUGGGGCCCUCUUCCUCUGAAUGGGACAAGAUCAGCCAUAUCCAGCAAAUCCAUGGAUAUGCACCUGAAAUGCACAUAAGAAGAAGGUGGUAUGUGUCGUACAAGGCCUCCAAGUUGGAGACUAAUAUUGCGUGCUCUUCCAAAUCUAGAGGUAUUAUCGAUGGUUUGUUGAUGGACAAGGAGAGACAGGCCGAGGAAUUCCUGACGAACCAAGCGAGACACGCCAAGGAGAUGAGGAUGGUCAAGCUUCUAUGUGCCUUCCUCCCCAUCGUCGUUGGAUUUGUUUCAAUUCUGGCGUAUCGUUAUGGAUUGUUACCGUAA